Megalobrama amblycephala (Wuchang bream) is the source of this 882-nucleotide messenger RNA. Its product is annotated as galactose-specific lectin nattectin-like. Bases 215 to 670 code for a protein of 151 amino acids. The transcript has 7 exons. The record is from RefSeq and is a predicted model, not a curated record. NCBI's taxonomy places the organism in Eukaryota, Metazoa, Chordata, Actinopteri, Cypriniformes, Xenocyprididae.
GGAAGAUUCCAAGAAGAUUAAAGGUUUCCAAUAUCUUUGAUAUCUAUCUAUCCAAAUCUCCUGAUGCUCCACCCAAAUUUCAAAUUAUAAAUAGGAAGUCUGUCAGAAUAAUAAUCACAGGUAGCCACACUUUUGACUUGAAAGUAGAAAAAAGUGCUUCAUAGAGCAUCACUGCAGAACUACUGAAAUUCUGACGGCGCAUUCUGAAAUAAACAUGUUUACCAUGGAAAAGCUGACACUUCUGCUUCUUUUCACGACAUUACCUCAGGGGGAUGCAGCAGCUGAUGACUGCCCCCCUGGAUGGUCAGCAUUUGGACUGAAAUGUGCCAAAUUCUUCUCACAAACACUCGACUGGUUGUCAGCAGAGAAGUACUGUCAAACCUUUGGUGGAAAUCUUGCAUCGGUGCACAGUAAAUCUGAAAACGAUCUUCUGCUGAACAUGGUGCCUGGUACGACACGAGCUUAUAUUGGUGGUCAUGAUGCUGUAAAAGAAGGACAGUGGCUGUGGAGUGAUGGCUCUGCCUUUGAUUACAACAACUGGUGCAGUGGACAACCUGACAAUUUUAUAAAUGUUGAGCACACUCUGGAAAUAAACUUUGGUAACCACUGCUGGAAUGACAAUGACAAACAAGUCCCACUUGCUUUUAUUUGUGCUAGAAGUCUUUAUUAAAAGUCAUUCUGCUCGCAAGUUCAUUGAUUGAACAUGCAUUAAAACAUUUUCUGAAUUUCUAUUCUACAUAAAUCUUAUUUUUAAAAGGGAACCUACUUGACUGAUGAAAAUUGAAGUGUAAUAGGAACAUACAGCAUGUCCAUUAUGUAAAUCUGAAUUUCAACCUCUUUUUAUCUUUAAUUUCUCCAAUCAAUAAAAGCAUUGAAAAAGGA